AAGAUGCACUUUCAAGAUUCAACUAAAAUUUAGGUUAUGAGAAAAAUCAGAAACUUCUUCUUCUGUGGCUCCCAAUAUUCGUCCCCAGAGGCUAUAAAUUGCACCAAACGAAUAACCCUUCCUCACAACACAAAAUACUAUCAAGAUUUUCUCUCCAAGAAAAGAAAAAACUAAAGGGCCCUUGCAAGUAUUUUCUUGUAAUGGCUGCUACAGUAUAUGCUACUGGAUUCAAAGAUGGUCUAGGCCUUUCUUCUUCUUCAUUCAUGGCAGGUGAAGACUACGCCGCCCUCGCCAGGGCGGUUCCAACACAGGUUCGGAUGGCGCAUCCUGUGCGAUCGAGGCCGAUGAUGAAGAAUGUGAAUGAAGGGAAGGGUCUUUUUGCUCCAAUUGUUGUUGUCACGCGUAAUGUUAUAGGGAAGAAGACAUUCAACCAGCUGAGAGGCAAAGCUAUUGCUUUACACUCACAGGUGGAUCCCACUUUUCUCUUAACGGUCAAAAAUUCAAUUAUCAAAAUCACUCCCAAACAGGUUCUAGAAAGUUUUCACUUGUUCAUUUUUAUCGAGUAA
Olea europaea var. sylvestris is the source of this 566-nucleotide messenger RNA. RefSeq names its product protein PROTON GRADIENT REGULATION 5, chloroplastic-like. The record is from RefSeq and is a predicted model, not a curated record. Bases 201 to 566 code for a protein of 121 amino acids. Gene Ontology annotation, biological process: photosynthetic electron transport in photosystem I; response to high light intensity. The transcript is spliced from 2 exons. Gene Ontology annotation, molecular function: electron transfer activity. Gene Ontology annotation, cellular component: chloroplast. NCBI's taxonomy places the organism in Eukaryota, Viridiplantae, Streptophyta, Magnoliopsida, Lamiales, Oleaceae.